This is a messenger RNA of Musca vetustissima, 7178 nucleotides long. RefSeq names its product pre-mRNA-processing-splicing factor 8 (gene Prp8). Lineage: Eukaryota; Metazoa; Arthropoda; Insecta; Diptera; Muscidae. The record is from RefSeq and is a predicted model, not a curated record. Gene Ontology annotation, molecular function: pre-mRNA intronic binding; U6 snRNA binding; U1 snRNA binding. The transcript is spliced from 11 exons. Gene Ontology annotation, biological process: spliceosomal tri-snRNP complex assembly; mRNA splicing, via spliceosome. Gene Ontology annotation, cellular component: catalytic step 2 spliceosome; U5 snRNP. Bases 9 to 7175 code for a protein of 2388 amino acids.
UUUUGAAAAUGUCUAUACCGCCAUAUAUGAUUCCGCCUAAUGCUUGGGCGGCACAAAUUCAUGCCUAUGCUGCGGCCCAAGCCCAACAGGCCCAUUUGCAUGCCCAACAAAUGGCCAAUCAAAUCCAACAAAUACCGCCGCCGGGAGCACCUCUGCCUCCACCCACACAGGUUGGUAUGCCGCCACAAGCCGGUCAACCGCAGCUGGGACAAAUUCCCACGCCAAAGCCUGAAUUGACAGAGGAAAAGCUGCAAGAAAAGGCUUUAAAGUGGCAGCAGUUGCAGUCAAAGCGUUUUGCUGAAAAGCGAAAGUUCGGCUUUGUCGAUGCCCAAAAAGAGGAUAUGCCUCCAGAACAUAUACGUAAAAUUAUACGAGAUCAUGGUGAUAUGACUUCUCGCAAGUACCGCCAUGAUAAGCGUGUCUAUUUGGGCGCAUUAAAAUAUAUGCCCCAUGCUGUUUUGAAACUACUUGAAAAUAUGCCAAUGCCUUGGGAACAAAUUCGGGAUGUCCAAGUGUUGUAUCACAUUACGGGCGCCAUUACAUUUGUAAAUGAAAUUCCCUGGGUUAUUGAACCAGUGUAUAUUGCCCAAUGGGGUACUAUGUGGAUUAUGAUGCGUCGUGAAAAACGCGAUCGUCGCCAUUUUAAACGUAUGCGUUUUCCACCAUUCGAUGAUGAGGAACCUCCUCUCGAUUAUGCUGACAACGUAUUGGAUGUUGAGCCAUUGGAGGCUAUACAAAUUGAAUUGGAUCCGGAUGAAGAUGGUGCAGUAUAUAAAUGGUUUUAUGAUCAUCGUCCAUUGGUUGGCACACCAUAUGUAAACGGUUCAACAUAUCGUAAAUGGAAUUUAACUUUACCACAAUUGGCUACGCUAUAUCGUUUGGCCAAUCAAUUGCUAACCGAUUUGGUGGAUUCGAAUUUCUUUUAUUUAUUUGACCCCAAAAGUUUUUUCACCGCCAAAGCUUUGAAUAUGGCCAUACCCGGUGGUCCCAAAUUUGAACCUUUAAUUAAAGAUCAUAAUGUGGGAGAUGAAGAUUGGAAUGAAUUCAAUGAUAUUAACAAAGUCAUUAUACGUCAACCAAUUCGUACGGAAUAUAGAAUUGCAUUUCCAUAUUUAUACAAUAAUAUGCCACAUUUUGUACAUUUGUCGUGGUAUCACACCCCCAAUGUGGUCUAUAUCAAAACAGAAGAUCCUGAUUUGCCAGCCUUUUAUUUUGAUCCCCUUAUUAAUCCCAUAUCCCAUCGUCAUGCUAAUGUUGUUAAAAUACCUGAACCAUUGCCAGAUGAUGAUGAAGAUUUUUCACUGCCUGAAGAAGUACAGCCAUUUCUGCAGGACACACCCCUAUAUACUGACAACACAGCCAAUGGUAUUGCAUUAUUAUGGGCCCCUAGACCAUUUAAUUUGCGGUCAGGACGUUGUCGUCGAGCAAUUGAUAUUCCAUUGGUUAAGAGUUGGUAUAAAGAACAUUGUCCACCCGGACAUCCGGUUAAGGUACGUGUCAGUUAUCAAAAGUUACUGAAAUAUUAUGUGCUGAAUGCAUUGAAACAUCGUCGACCUAAGCCACAAAGAAAACGCUACCUUUUCCGUUCCUUUAAAUCCACCAAAUUCUUCCAAACAACUACUUUGGAUUGGGUUGAGGCUGGUCUGCAAGUUUGCCGCCAGGGUUAUAAUAUGUUGAAUCUAUUGAUCCAUCGUAAAAAUUUAAACUAUUUACAUUUGGAUUAUAAUUUCAAUUUGAAACCCGUUAAAACCUUGACCACCAAGGAACGUAAAAAGAGUCGAUUUGGUAAUGCCUUCCAUUUGUGUCGAGAAAUCCUGCGCCUCACUAAAUUAAUUAUUGAUUCCCAUGUUCAAUAUCGUCUCAACAAUGUGGAUGCUUUUCAAUUGGCCGAUGGUCUGCAGUAUAUUUUUGCUCAUGUCGGCCAAUUGACAGGCAUGUAUCGUUAUAAAUACAAACUUAUGAGGCAAAUAAGAAUGUGCAAGGAUUUGAAGCAUUUAAUCUAUUAUCGCUUUAAUACGGGCCCCGUAGGCAAAGGUCCUGGUUGUGGUUUCUGGGCCCCAGGAUGGCGUGUUUGGCUAUUCUUUAUGCGUGGCAUAACUCCCCUUUUGGAACGUUGGUUGGGUAAUUUACUUUCCCGUCAAUUUGAGGGUCGUCACUCUAAGGGUGUUGCCAAAACUGUAACCAAACAACGUGUUGAAUCACAUUUCGAUUUGGAAUUGAGAGCCUCAGUUAUGCACGAUAUUGUAGAUAUGAUGCCUGAGGGUAUUAAACAAAACAAGGCCAGAACAAUUUUACAACAUUUGUCCGAGGCUUGGCGUUGUUGGAAAGCCAAUAUUCCUUGGAAAGUUCCCGGCCUACCCAUACCUAUUGAAAAUAUGAUAUUACGUUAUGUUAAAAUGAAAGCUGAUUGGUGGACAAAUACGGCUCACUACAAUCGCGAACGUAUACGACGUGGUGCCACCGUCGAUAAAACGGUGUGCAAAAAAAAUUUGGGUCGUUUGACACGUUUGUACUUAAAGGCCGAACAGGAAAGACAGCACAACUAUUUAAAAGAUGGUCCAUAUAUUUCACCCGAAGAAGCUGUUGCGAUUUAUACCACCACCGUACAUUGGUUGGAGUCGAGACGAUUUGGUCCCAUCCCCUUUCCACCGCUGUCCUAUAAACAUGACACUAAACUUUUGAUUUUGGCCUUGGAACGUUUGAAAGAAGCGUACAGCGUAAAAUCACGUUUAAAUCAAAGUCAACGUGAAGAAUUGGGUCUCAUUGAACAGGCUUAUGAUAACCCCCAUGAAGCUUUGUCACGUAUCAAAAGACAUUUGUUAACGCAGCGUGCAUUCAAAGAAGUUGGUAUAGAAUUUAUGGAUCUUUAUAGUCAUCUUAUACCGGUAUACGAUGUCGAACCAUUGGAAAAGAUUACCGAUGCCUAUUUGGAUCAAUAUCUGUGGUAUGAGGCAGAUAAGAGACGUCUAUUCCCGCCAUGGAUAAAACCAAGUGAUACUGAACCACCACCAUUGUUGGCCUAUAAGUGGUGUCAAGGUAUUAACAAUCUUCAAGACGUCUGGGAUGUUGGUGAGGGUGAAUGUAACGUUCUGCUAGAAUCACGUUUCGAAAAGCUAUAUGAAAAAAUCGAUUUGACCCUGCUGAAUCGUUUGUUACGUCUUAUUGUCGAUCAUAACAUUGCCGACUAUAUGACAGCUAAAAACAAUGUGGUAAUCAACUAUAAGGAUAUGAAUCAUACCAACAGUUAUGGCAUUAUACGUGGUCUACAAUUCUCAUCGUUUAUAACACAAUAUUAUGGUUUGGUAUUGGAUUUGUUAGUGUUGGGUCUGCAUCGUGCCAGUGAAAUGGCUGGACCACCACAAAUGCCCAAUGAUUUUCUGACGUUCCAAGAUACACAAACGGAAACAGCACAUCCCAUACGUUUAUAUUGUCGUUAUGUUGAUCGUAUACAUCUGUUCUUUAGAUUUACCGCCGAAGAAGCUCGUGAUUUGAUACAGCGUUAUUUAACCGAACAUCCUGAUCCGAAUAAUGAGAAUAUUGUUGGGUAUAAUAAUAAGAAAUGUUGGCCGCGUGAUGCUCGUAUGCGUCUGAUGAAACAUGAUGUUAAUUUGGGCCGUGCCGUAUUUUGGGAUAUCAAAAAUCGUCUACCACGUUCUGUGACCACCAUCAAUUGGGAAAACACAUUUGUCUCUGUCUAUUCUAAGGAUAAUCCAAAUCUGUUGUUUAAUAUGUGUGGCUUUGAAUGCAGAAUAUUGCCAAAGUGUCGCACCCAAAACGAAGAAUUCACCCACAGAGACGGUGUUUGGAAUUUACAAAAUGAAGUAACCAAAGAAAGAACAGCUCAGUGUUUCCUACGUGUGGAUGAUGAGUCUUUGGGACGGUUCCAUAAUCGUGUUAGGCAAAUUUUAAUGGCAUCUGGUUCUACAACAUUCACAAAGAUUGUCAACAAAUGGAAUACCGCUCUAAUCGGUCUCAUGACCUAUUUCCGUGAGGCUGUUGUCAACACCCAAGAAUUAUUGGAUUUGCUGGUGAAAUGUGAAAACAAAAUUCAAACACGUAUCAAGAUUGGUUUGAACUCAAAAAUGCCUUCACGUUUUCCACCCGUGGUGUUUUAUACACCCAAAGAGUUGGGUGGUUUGGGUAUGUUGAGUAUGGGUCAUGUGUUGAUACCUCAAUCGGAUUUGAGAUGGUCCAAACAAACCGAUGUGGGAAUUACUCAUUUCAGAUCGGGUAUGUCUCACGACGAAGAUCAAUUGAUACCAAAUCUUUAUCGUUAUAUACAGCCGUGGGAAAGUGAAUUUAUCGAUUCACAACGUGUUUGGGCCGAAUAUGCCUUGAAACGUCAAGAAGCCAGCACACAAAACCGUCGCUUAACAUUGGAAGAUUUGGAGGACAGUUGGGAUCGUGGUAUACCUCGUAUCAAUACGCUUUUCCAAAAGGAUCGCCACACCCUGGCCUAUGACAAAGGAUGGCGUAUUCGUACCGAAUUCAAACAAUAUCAAGUACUCAAACAAAAUCCCUUCUGGUGGACUCAUCAAAGACACGAUGGCAAGUUAUGGAAUUUGAAUAAUUAUCGCACGGACAUGAUUCAGGCAUUGGGUGGUGUUGAGGGUAUUUUGGAACAUACACUAUUCAAGGGUACCUAUUUCCCCACAUGGGAAGGUCUGUUCUGGGAAAAGGCGUCCGGUUUUGAAGAGUCAAUGAAAUACAAAAAGCUGACAAAUGCCCAAAGAUCCGGUUUGAAUCAAAUCCCCAAUCGUCGUUUCACCUUGUGGUGGUCACCGACAAUUAAUCGUGCCAAUGUCUAUGUUGGUUUCCAAGUACAAUUGGACUUGACUGGUAUUUUCAUGCACGGUAAAAUCCCCACAUUGAAAAUUUCCCUCAUUCAAAUCUUCAGAGCCCAUUUAUGGCAGAAAAUACACGAGUCUAUUGUCAUGGAUUUGUGUCAGGUAUUCGAUCAAGAGUUGGAUGCUUUGGAAAUUGAAACCGUACAAAAAGAGACUAUACAUCCACGUAAAUCCUAUAAAAUGAAUUCGUCGUGUGCUGAUAUUUUACUUUUCCCCGCCUAUAAAUGGAAUGUUUCACGACCAUCGUUGCUGGCCGACACUAAAGACACAAUGGAUAACACGACCACCCAGAAAUAUUGGUUAGAUAUACAAUUGAGAUGGGGUGAUUAUGAUUCACAUGAUGUAGAACGUUAUGCCAGGGCCAAGUUCUUGGAUUACACCACAGAUAAUAUGUCCAUAUAUCCGUCGCCAACGGGUGUCCUAAUAGCCAUUGAUUUGGCUUAUAAUUUACAUUCGGCAUAUGGUAAUUGGUUCCCGGGAAGUAAGACAUUAAUACAACAGGCCAUGGCGAAAAUCAUGAAAGCCAACCCGGCUUUGUAUGUGUUGAGAGAACGUAUACGCAAGGCACUGCAGUUGUAUUCCUCAGAACCCACGGAACCCUAUUUGAGUUCUCAAAACUAUGGUGAAUUGUUUAGCAAUCAAAUUAUUUGGUUUGUGGACGACACGAAUGUGUACCGUGUCACCAUACACAAAACAUUUGAGGGUAACUUGACCACCAAACCCAUUAACGGUGCAAUUUUCAUAUUUAAUCCACGUACCGGUCAACUAUUCUUGAAGAUUAUUCACACCUCAGUGUGGGCGGGUCAAAAACGUUUGGGUCAAUUGGCCAAAUGGAAGACAGCCGAAGAAGUUGCCGCCUUAAUUCGAUCCCUACCGGUGGAAGAACAGCCCAAACAAAUUAUUGUCACACGUAAGGGUAUGUUGGAUCCGUUGGAAGUGCAUUUGUUAGAUUUCCCCAAUAUUGUCAUCAAAGGCUCUGAAUUGCAGUUGCCCUUCCAGGCCUGUUUGAAGGUAGAGAAGUUUGGCGAUUUGAUUCUGAAAGCCACUGAGCCUCAGAUGGUAUUAUUCAAUCUCUAUGAUGAUUGGUUGAAAACAAUUUCCUCCUAUACCGCCUUCAGUCGUCUGAUAUUGAUUUUGAGAGCACUCCAUGUGAACACUGAGAGGACAAAAAUUAUUUUGAAACCUGAUAAGACCACCAUUACCGAAGCUCAUCACAUCUGGCCAACACUGACCGAUGAAGAAUGGAUUAAAGUGGAGGUGCAACUUAAAGAUUUAAUCCUGGCCGAUUAUGGUAAAAAGAACAAUGUCAACGUUGCCUCUCUGACACAAUCCGAAAUUCGUGAUAUUAUCUUGGGUAUGGAAAUAAGUGCUCCAUCGGCGCAGAGACAACAGAUUGCCGAAAUUGAAAAACAAACCAAGGAACAAAAUCAAUUGACUGCUACCACCACCAGAACAACAAACAAACAUGGUGACGAAAUCAUAACCUCCACUACCUCAAAUUAUGAAACUCAAACGUUCAGCUCGAAAACUGAAUGGCGUGUGCGAGCCAUUUCAGCCACUAAUUUACAUUUGCGAACAAAUCACAUCUACGUUUCGUCUGAUGAUAUCAAAGAAACCGGCUAUACUUAUAUUCUACCCAAGAAUAUUCUCAAGAAAUUUGUGACCAUAUCCGAUUUAAGAGCUCAAAUUGCCGGCUAUCUUUACGGGGUUAGUCCACCUGAUAAUCCACAAGUUAAGGAGAUACGUUGUAUUGUUAUGCCGCCACAAUGGGGUACCCAUCAGACCAUCAAUUUACCCAAUAGCCUGCCCACACAUCAAUAUCUCAAAGAUAUGGAACCGUUGGGAUGGAUACACACGCAACCCAAUGAAUUGCCCCAGCUAUCACCGCAAGACAUUACAACACAUGCCAAAAUAAUGCAAGAAAAUUCCACCUGGGAUGGUGAAAAAACAAUUAUUAUUACAUGUUCAUUCACACCUGGAUCUUGUUCGCUAACCGCUUACAAAUUAACACCAUCCGGUUUUGAAUGGGGCUCCAAGAACACCGACAAGGGCAACAAUCCCAAGGGCUAUCUGCCCUCACACUACGAACGUGUACAAAUGUUGCUAUCGAAUAAAUUCCUUGGUUUCUUUAUGGUUCCUGCCCAAGGCAGUUGGAACUAUAAUUUUAUGGGUGUACGGCAUGAUCCCAAUAUGAAAUAUGAACUACAAUUGGCAAAUCCUAAGGAAUUCUAUCAUGAAAUACAUCGGCCAUCACACUUUUUACUAUUUGCCAAUCUGGAAGAUGGCGGUGAUGGUUCGGGUGCAGAUCGUGAAGAUGUUUUUUCGUAGUUU